This is a messenger RNA of Aspergillus novofumigatus IBT 16806, 557 nucleotides long. RefSeq lists its product as uncharacterized. The record is from RefSeq and is a predicted model, not a curated record. NCBI's taxonomy places the organism in Eukaryota, Fungi, Ascomycota, Eurotiomycetes, Eurotiales, Aspergillaceae. The coding region runs from base 111 to 401 and encodes 96 amino acids. The transcript has 2 exons.
UCCAGAGGUGUGCACCAGCCUUAAUACCCAACAACCUUGUUGUCGAUCUCGUGGACGCGGAGCCCACACUUCGAAAACUCAACGGCCUCCGAUACCCAAGGGGGUUAAAAAUGUCGCGAAUGGCUCUAGACACUCUCAGUUUUCUCUCAGCUUUUCACCGGACUAUGUUAGGGACGGGAUACGGCGGCUGCUUUCAGGGAGUUAUCUCAGAAUUGAAGGGCCCUGUCUGGCCCUCUAGCAGUGAAGAUAUUUAUUCGGCCAGGAAGUCGCAAGUAUCAAAUCAUUCAAAUUGGACCCUAGGGUACUUCAUCCUGUCGACGGAGAGAAUGGACUACAGAUACGUGUCGCGACCCCAAAGAAGAAACCGGGGCGGAAGCCUUCGGGUUUAUCAGGUACGAUAAGAGCCCUGGGUAAGUGAUAAUAAGGUCAACUCGAGUCCGAAGCACUCCAUUUUGGCCAGACUAGAAAGAAAACAGGGAAAAAGGCAGCUCGUCGGAUGCCAUGGAGGGGCCCAAAGUUAGCGGCAUUGGUAAUGACUCGAGGAGGCAACAAUGUCA